AUGGAAACUCACGAGUUAGAGAUAAAGUGUUUGGAUUGCGAUUGCGUUGGUUUCGUAAGAAAAGUUAAUAACGAAGUUGUUUUGGUCCCGUCAGAAGAAAAGAUUUUAUUUGAUUAUCAUCAACCACAAAAACUUGGUCUCGCUAAACAUGGUUUCGCAACCCUCCGCCAAAGGUUAACCUAUCUUCUUCUUGGCACUCUAUUUUGGCAGACAAUAAUUUUGAUAGCGAACUUCGAAAGUGUUAAAAACCUUGCUCCUUUGGAAACUUUCAAAACUAAAACCUGCGCGCGGAAUUUUAAAACAUGCCUACUCAACUUUCCAUAUGGUACUUGUUACGAGAGCUUUUCUACUUGUAUGCGAGACACUGGUGAAUUCGUUUAUCCGACAAAGGUGGUCUUGCCCGAGGCGAGAGAAAGAGCUGAUGACGAUUUUUAUACAAAUGACGAGCAGGACGUCAAUUUGAAAAGGUGCAAAAGAUACAACUACUACGAUUUGAAAAUUUGCGAGCAACUUUGCUCGAAAAUCAACGAGGAAGAUGUUGGCUUGUGUCGUCAAAUCUGCGAAUCGCAUUUGAGCGACAACGGGGAAAUGGAUGAAAUCUGCCCUUUUGAAAAACUCUGUGCUGCUGGCUGCCCAUGUUCUUAUUUUCAAUGCGAGCACGUGGAUGUCAAAAAAAUUCCUCUUGUUUGGUACUACAGCGAAAACGACGCUCUUUUCGAACUAACAACUGAUGCCGAUAUACCUUCAACAUCCAUUGGUCGCGCCAGCUUUGAUGCAUCUGUCGACCCACGCUCUCUCAAACUUAAAAAGGGAAGAAAUUAUCUCGUUGAUGCCGAAUUCAACACAUUUAUCCUCGGUGAUGAUGAGCUUGUCGAUAUAGGAGUCGAGUCUCAGGCAUUUUUGUCAAGAUAUGGAGUGACAAAUCGCUUGAUUUUCAAUGGAAAAAGCACCUCCAUCGCCGCCGUCUUUCAGGACGACUUCUACUUCUGCUCGACAAUCAAAUACCCAAACUACUGUUUCUUUUUCGACCCGCUUACCCGCGGACGCAAAAAAAUCCUCGAAGCUCGCGGAAGAAUCAAAUCUCGUGACUACGACACGCGACGACAUGCUUUCGUCUUCGACGGAAAAUUGAACAUUCUAUCCGUCGAUUCUUUACUUAGCCAUAAUAUACAGCUUCAAAGAAUGGAAAGCCGGGAGCGCGAUUGGAGCGAAAGCUAUUACGAAGACCCCCUUUGGGAGAAGGAAUUUAGGAAUGACUCGCAUGGGGUGGAAAUUGGAAUGCAGAUUACUCAAUUGCCAUACGAGACGGUUAUUAAUGACUUCUUGCCGAUUCCAGACCGAAAAGGAGUCCUUUUUGUUGCCACUUUUCGCUGGCGUGAAUUUGAGUUUGGCAGCGACCAGACUUUCGUCAACAAAAACCCUGGGCCCUAUUUUAACACCCAUUCAAAUUUCAGCUUUACAAAAGCAAAAUAUUUUAUCAUCGUGUACCGACUUGCUGCUGGAAGAUUCGUGCGAAUGGACAGAAUGGAGACGAAUUUUGCCUAUUCAAGUGUCCGGAAUCCUUUUUAUAAAGAUAUAAACGCCUUUGAACACUUUGGCGAAAUUAUGAUUUAUGCUAAUUCAGAGGAAGAUAUUUUCCGAUUGAAUUUUGAAUCUGGCGACGAAAAAACCCAUCUGGAGAGAAUCGAGACCCCUGAACUUCAUUUUAUGGGGGUUUAA
This is a messenger RNA of Oikopleura dioica, 1719 nucleotides long. The record is from the annotation of a GenBank genome assembly. Lineage: Eukaryota; Metazoa; Chordata; Appendicularia; Copelata; Oikopleuridae.